Messenger RNA from Saprolegnia parasitica CBS 223.65, 1413 nucleotides. RefSeq lists its product as hypothetical. Lineage: Eukaryota; Oomycota; Saprolegniomycetes; Saprolegniales; Saprolegniaceae. The record is from RefSeq and is a predicted model, not a curated record. The transcript is spliced from 4 exons. Gene Ontology annotation, cellular component: cytoplasm; nucleoplasm. The coding region runs from base 1 to 1413 and encodes 470 amino acids. Gene Ontology annotation, biological process: box H/ACA snoRNP assembly.
AUGCCCGCGACGCCGCGCUUUCUGGUGCGCCAAGACGACGCGUUUGUGUACAUCGACAUCCACGUGCCGUACCUUUCACUUUACUGCAAACCGUACCUGCUCAACCUCACGUUUCCGCUCGAGGUCGUCGACGACGACCGCGCCAAGGCCGUCUACGACAUCAACAAGGAGCACGGCACCAUUUUUGUACAUUUGCCAAAGGCGACGCCGGGCGCGCACUUUCCCGAUCUCGACCUUCUCACGACGCUUCUCCAGCAAAAGAAGUGGAAGCCCCAAGACGACGGCCUUCCCGAUGCGUUGCCCAAGCCGCCGCUGAUCGAGGUCGUCGCGUCGUCGUCAUCUUCGACAGCCGAGGAGAUCGAGACGACGAUGCCGGCGCCAGCACCGAUGGCGACCGACGCGAGCUUGCUCUCGUUUGAGACCAAAGCGCCGCCGAUCACGCUGCACAUUGGCCCGCCCUCGUACGGUUUUAACAACCGGUUUACCGACUUUUUCAAGGUGUGGCACGGCGAAGUGUCGGAAAUUCUCGCGCUGCCGCUGCCCGACACGACGCCCGCGAGCGACCGGUCAGUGCUUCAAGCCGCUAUGGAAGACAAGGAUUUUGACGUGGAGCGCUAUUUGAUUGACUUUGCCGGCGCGGACGAGGACGAGUACCUCGCGGAAGCCUUGCGGUUCGCGCCAUUUUGGGCCUCGCUGCCUGAAACCAAGCCGCCGUCGACGUCGUUGAUCCAGGACAUGGACAGUCUAUCGUUGGACCCGGUCUUUUCGUUUACGGAAGCCGAGCAAGAACUCUUGCGGCGCCUGCCACACCGCGAACACCUCCUCUCGCGCGAUGAGCAAGCCGUGCUCUUUGGUGGUCUCUGCGACCUCCUCGCGUCGUAUGCGUACGACUUGCGCUCGACGACGGGUGACGCGACGGUCGAGUCGGCGUGGACCAUCAUGAUCAACAGCGCGACGCUGGCGUGGCUCAACCCCAGUGCCGACCUCGAUCUCGUGGCCAAGACGAGCCUCCGGCGCAUGCUCACGUACCCGUUACUGCGCCAGCACUCGCUUGCGCUGCGCGUGCUAGAUGACGUGCACGACAUUCUCGCCCGCGGCAAGCGCGUGGUGCUGCGCUGCUUGCUGCAAAUUUUUGACAUUUUGGCCAAGUCGGACCAGCACUACCUGCUCAAUACGCUCUUCCUCGACGAUUACUGUGUAUGGAUCCAGCGCCAGAGCGACACGGCGCUCUUGGACCUCGCACAACGCCACAAGGCCGCGACGCACAAGCUGCGCGCCGACAAGGACACAUGCGGCUGGGCGCUCAAACACAUGGAAGCCAUGCUCACGGCCGCCACGAGCGACGACGAUAGCAGCAGUGAGGACGACGACGAGAGCAGCGACGACGAGAGUAGUGACGACGAAGCGUCCUAA